UCCUCUCCAUUUAUACUUCUAUUCCCCAUUUCUCAUCCCUUCUCAUCAACAUAACUCCACAUUCCCUUCAUUCCUUUCCAAUCCAUAAUACCAUCACACCAUUUCGUUUACAACUAGGAGUAACCUUCUUCCAUGGCUUCUCCUUCCCCUCUCUCUUUCUUCUACCUCCUCCUCUUCUCCUCUCUUUCCGCCAUUGCCCACUCCAAUCCCAUCACUCUCCCUCUCAACUCUUUUCCCCACCUUUCUUCUCCAGAUCCACUCCAGGCUCUCACUUUCCUCGCCUCUUCUUCCCAGACCAGAGCCCAUCAAAUCAAAACCCCCAAAUCCAACUCUGUUUUCAAGUCCCCUCUCUCCCCCCAUAGCUAUGGAGCUUACUCCACUCCACUCAGCUUUGGUACUCCACAACAGACUCUGCAUUUGAUCUUCGAUACAGGUAGUAGCCUCGUUUGGUUCCCUUGCACUUCCCGAUAUCUCUGUUCUGAAUGUUCCUUCCCCAAAAUAGAUCCAACUGGAAUCCCCAGAUUUGUCCCCAAAUUGUCCUCCUCUUCUAAGCUUGUCGGUUGCCAGAAUCCCAAAUGUUCCUGGAUUUUUGGUCCCGAUGUCAAAUCUCAGUGCCGGAGUUGUAACCCCAAAACAGAGAACUGUACCCAAACUUGCCCUGCUUACGUUGUUCAAUAUGGUUCCGGUUCCACGGCUGGGCUUUUGCUAUCAGAAACCCUUGAUUUUCCUGAUAAAAAAAUCCCUAAUUUUGUUGUUGGGUGUUCGUUUUUGUCGAUCCAUCAGCCCUCUGGAAUCGCCGGAUUUGGCCGAGGAUCUGAAUCGCUCCCCUCGCAAAUGGGUCUCAAGAAAUUCGCUUACUGCCUAGCGUCUCGGAAAUUCGACGACUCGCCGCAUUCCGGCCAGCUGAUUUUAGAUUCAACCGGCGUGAAGUCCAGCGGCCUUACCUACACCCCAUUCCGGCAGAACCCCUCUGUUUCUAACAACGCUUAUAAAGAAUACUAUUACUUAAACAUACGGAAAAUCAUCGUCGGAAACCAGGCUGUGAAGGUUCCAUACAAGUUUCUAGUGCCGGGCCCCGAUGGGAACGGCGGAUCUAUCAUCGAUUCCGGCUCCACCUUCACGUUUAUGGACAAACCAGUCUUGGAGGUGGUGGCGCGAGAGUUCGAGAAGCAAUUGGCAAAUUGGACGAGAGCCACCGAUGUGGAAACUCUCACUGGAUUACGGCCGUGUUUCGACAUUUCGAAGGAGAAAUCGGUGAAGUUUCCGGAGUUGAUUUUCCAAUUUAAAGGUGGAGCGAAAUGGGCUCUGCCGUUGAAUAACUAUUUCGCUUUAGUCAGUAGCUCCGGCGUGGCGUGUUUGACAGUAGUAACGCAUCAGAUGGAGGACGGCGGUGGCGGUGGCGGUGGGCCGUCUGUGAUUUUAGGGGCUUUCCAGCAGCAGAAUUUCUAUGUGGAAUAUGACUUGGUGAAUCAAAGAUUGGGAUUUCGGCAACAGACUUGCUCGUAGAAACGAUGUCGUGUUGGUUGGUGUAUGCAUGUUUAUGUUUUCUAACUUUGGGUAUUUGGUUGGUCCGUGGCCGGUUAAGCUACUGGUCGGAGCUACAACGGUGGUUUCAAUUUGGCAGCGGCGGCGUUCAGAUGAAUUCAAAAUCAAUUUUUUUUUCACUUUCUUGUAAUAAUUAUUCGUUGCUGUUGUAAUGAUAUAUCUCAUAUUUCAUAAUUUGAAGACAGAAAAGAAUGUUAAAAAGUAAUAGAUGAUCCCUAAUAAGUUAACCUUUUUUCAAAUUUCA
Cucumis sativus (cucumber) is the source of this 1789-nucleotide messenger RNA. Its product is annotated as probable aspartyl protease At4g16563. Gene Ontology annotation, biological process: proteolysis. The transcript has a single exon. Bases 133 to 1506 code for a protein of 457 amino acids. Gene Ontology annotation, cellular component: extracellular region. The record is from RefSeq and is a predicted model, not a curated record. Gene Ontology annotation, molecular function: aspartic-type endopeptidase activity. Lineage: Eukaryota; Viridiplantae; Streptophyta; Magnoliopsida; Cucurbitales; Cucurbitaceae.